UCAUACUUCCAAAUAAAGUAUAUCUGAAAAGAGGUGGAAGAAUCAAGAUGGUGGCCCUCUGAAAAGGCUAUUCACAGGAAAACAAAACUGUUGAUGGUUCAGAGGCUUUGAUUUUGACAAUAAUCUUUUGCAAAAGAGAUUAGUUGUAGAAAAUGAAGGGCCAAGCGUGUAUGGUUUUGAUUUCCGUGUGGUUGUCUUGCGUUGAUGGGGAAUUUAUCAAGAUGUGUUACUACAGCGCAUGGGCGAUCUAUCGGGACGGCUCCCAGGCCCUUACCCCCGAGGACAUUGACGCCCAUCACUGCACCCACCUGGUCCUGGCUUACGCCACCAUAGACGACACGGGGAAAAACCUCAAAUUCCCGGACACCUACGAAAACAUGCAUCUGCCCGAGAGGCUGAAUGAUAUGAGGGACCACAAGGACGACCUGAACAUGGUCCUGUCGGUGGGAGGGUGGAUGAUGGACAGCGAGGCGUGGUCAAACGUGGUCAGGGACAAGGAAUCCAUGGAUACCUUCACCGCAAACGCCAUAACAUUCCUCCGCUUCCACGACUUUGACGGGAUAGAUCUGGACUGGCAGUACCCGGCAUUUAGAGGAAGCUCCCACGAGGAUCAGGCGAGACUAGUGGAGUUCUGUGGGCGUUUUCGACAUGGAAUCGAGACUGAGUCGGAACCUGAUAGUAAGUGGCACCUGUCGUUUUCGUUGUCUGUCGACCCCUCGGCCCAUCGAGUGAUGUACUCCUACGACCUCAAAAGAUUAGCCAAGGAGGUCGACUUUUUCAACCUGAAGACUUAUGACCUUCACGGUCACUGGAGCGAGCCCCUAACUGCUGACCAUCACAGUCCACUGGUAGGCGGGGACGAGCUUAGCCCUGAGCCCAAGGACAGCGUGAACGAGCUGGCAAAGGAAUGGGUAAUGUCCGGAGUUCCGGCGAGCCAGAUUGUCAUAGGUCUGGCUUUCUACGGCCGUUCCUUCAAACUGAAGAGCGCUAACUACUCCUUCCCUGGCGCCCCUGCCGUAGGUCCGGGCUCAGACGGAGGAGAAGGGAUACCUGUUAACAAAAUUUGUCACUUGAUACGUGGUGGUGUGGAAGAAAAGUACAUUCCAGAAAAACGAGUGCCUUAUUACGUCAUUGAUGACGAAUGGGUCGGGUUCGACAAUCCAAGAAGCAUUAGGGAAAAAGCUCAAUUAGUUGCCAAAAACCACUUGGGUGGCAUAGCGAUGUGGACGAUGGAUCAGGACGACCACCGCGGGGUGUGUGGGGAAAAAUGGCCGCUUAUGUUUGCGAUUAUUCACGGUCUCGGUCCUCUGGAAUACGUGAGCUAUGUGUCUGCAAAACACGAAUCUCUCAGGGAAUUGGUGAAUAAGAAAAUCAUACACGCUAACGCACAGUUUGCCUAUUAUUCUGAAGCGUUUGACAGUAGAAAUGCCAGGAAAUGGGAACAGAAGUUAGCUGUUCUAACGACGAAACUUGCGGACAUGCAGGCCCAGCAGUCCGUGUUCUGGGCCAAAGUACAAGGGGCGGCAACUCGUGGGGGUAGUCCCAUGCCACCCAUUGACAAACCGUCCUGGACUAUGUGAUUGGUUAUCAGUCUAUUAUUGUUCAAAGUUGUCUUUCACUGGAUUUAAUACGCAUAUUGUCUCUGCUUUGUGUGAAUGUGUUUGUUAAUAUAUUAUAAAAAACAAUAAAAAUGAAAAACAGACUAUACAAACAUUUUCUAUGCCAGAGUCAUAGAAGCAUAUAUUCAAGCGUUAAAAUCAUUAUAAGUAGUCAACUUAAUGCAUAAUUCAAGUUAUGUGGUAUAAUCAAGGCAUCCAGAUUUCUUUUUUUCCUGACUUAUACACAUGCAUAUCGCAUAAUUAUUUACAAUGUUCAGAAAAAUAUUUCAUGUACUUGUUCCGAUUUUGUUUCAGUUUUUUAAUAAAUUGUUAAAUCUG
Magallana angulata is the source of this 1937-nucleotide messenger RNA. RefSeq names its product putative chitinase 1. Gene Ontology annotation, molecular function: chitinase activity; chitin binding. Bases 153 to 1580 code for a protein of 475 amino acids. The transcript is spliced from 8 exons. The record is from RefSeq and is a predicted model, not a curated record. Gene Ontology annotation, biological process: chitin catabolic process; carbohydrate metabolic process. Gene Ontology annotation, cellular component: extracellular region. NCBI's taxonomy places the organism in Eukaryota, Metazoa, Mollusca, Bivalvia, Ostreida, Ostreidae.